This is a messenger RNA of Setaria italica (foxtail millet), 1730 nucleotides long. Its product is annotated as ribulose-1,5 bisphosphate carboxylase/oxygenase large subunit N-methyltransferase, chloroplastic. Gene Ontology annotation, molecular function: protein-lysine N-methyltransferase activity; protein binding. The transcript has 15 exons. The record is from RefSeq and is a predicted model, not a curated record. Gene Ontology annotation, biological process: peptidyl-lysine monomethylation. Bases 122 to 1555 code for a protein of 477 amino acids. Lineage: Eukaryota; Viridiplantae; Streptophyta; Magnoliopsida; Poales; Poaceae.
CUGUGGUCGAUUUUUUUGUUUUGUUUUAUUUUGUUUGCGGUUCAUUUCUUUUCUUCUGACGCGCUCGCUCUGCUUUGAUCGAAAUUUCCCCGCUAGCAAGCACUCCGGCCGAUGCCAUGCGAUGCCAUUUUGGCUCCGUACGCGCUCGCUCUCCUCCACUCAAUUGAUGGCGGCGCCGGCGCGAGCUCGAUUGGUGCGCGGCGUCGCGUCUCGCCUCGGUGGCGGCCGUCGCCUCCUUGCCCGCUCUGCCGCCUCCAAGCCCCAGGCCACCAGCCUCAAGGACGACAGCUGCACUGCCUUCCUACAUUGGCUGCAGAGGAAGGCAGGUACUCAGAUUUCAUCGGUACUAGAUGUCGCUACUUCGACCUUUGGAAGGUCGUUAUUUGCAUUAGAGCCCAUACAAGAGGGGGACUGUAUAUUGGAAGUACCUUAUGGUGUUCAACUUACUCAAGAUAAACUUCCCCAAGAAGUUUGUAUGCUACUCGAUAACCUUGUUGGAGAUACAGCAAAGAUUGCUGUGCUCCUCAUACUGGAGCAACACCUGGGACAUGCAUCAGGAUGGGAGCCAUAUAUCAAAUCUCUUCCAUGCAAGGAUCAGAUGCAUAACAUGAUGUUCUGGGAUCUGAAUGAGCUUCAUAUGGUCCGAAACAGCGCAGUUUAUAAUGAAGCCAUUGAACAAAGGGAACUGGUUAAGAAGGAAUUUUCAGCAGUGAAGCCAGUCCUUGAAUGUUUCCCGCAUUUGUUUGGAGAAGUAAAAUUGGAGGAUUUUAUGCAUGCUUGUGCAUUGGUUUCAUCUCGAGCUUGGCGGACUUCCAGAGGUGUGUCACUGAUUCCAUUUGCAGAUUUUCUUAACCAUGAUGGUCGUUCUAAUUCUAUAUUACUAUACGACGAGCAGAAAGAUGUUUCUGAGGUCAUUGCUGACAGGAACUAUGCUGUCGGUGAACAGGUUAUGAUAAGAUAUGGAAAAUACUCUAAUGCUGUACUAGCACUUAACUUUGGAUUCACACUUUCCAGGAAUAUAUAUGACCAGGCACAAACUUGGGUAGAUAUGGAAGACCAAGACUCGUUUUCUAGGGAGAAGCUUGCCACAUGGUUAAGGCAUCAUCAUGGUCCGAAAUCUGAAGACAUGUUCAGUUGCAACUAUACUAAAGCUUCUUUUGUUAUAAAGGAGGUCAAAUUCUGUGGAGGCAAAGGGGUGGGAGUUCCCCAGAUCUUGCGUGCAUUUUUCCGGGUUUUCUAUGCCACAUCACUUGAAGAACUAGAAGAAAUGUCCACAGAGGCUGCUAGAGAUGAUGGUCGACUUGCCAGACGUCCUCUGGAAAAUAGAGAGAGAGAAAUCCAUGCUCACCGCAUGUUGCUCCUGCACCUGGACGAAGAGAUUCAGGGCUAUUUUACAGCUAUUGAGCACCUUGGAAUUGCUAGUGACCCUGAAUCUAGGAGCGUGCAUCCCUUCAGAAAAGAGAUGGCCAAAGAUCUACUCGUUGGCGAGCUCCGUGUUUUGCGAAGUGCUCGUGCAUGGGUUGCGACCUAUUGUGAGACUUUAAGCACUUCAUAGUGCUUCAUCCACAGGGCAAUGCCUCUUUGACAGGUGCAGGAAGGGAACUCGUGUAUGAGCUUCCUUGUGCCUCUGUUCUGUUGUGUUCCCCUUUCCUUUAACCUCUCACCAUCUUUGCUAUUUUUAGCUGCUGUUGCGUAUCUGCAAUGAAAGGAAUUGGCUAUCAGCCUCACAA